AUGUUGUUCGCGUUGCAAGAGUUGGUGAGAUGGUUGGGGCUGACGGUCUUCGAAAUGUUGGUGCAUCUUAUUGCCCUGUUGAUUUUUACAGUUUUUUUGGCACUACGAUUAGAUGAUGUCGCUUUUACAUCAACUAUACCAGGUUCCUAUGAUAUAUGGAUAGUGUUUUCGCCAUUAUUUGUAGCAGACGCGCUAUGCACAUACUUUAAUGUCAUUGUUUUGAUACGUCUCUACAUUGAAGGUCACAUCAAAGAAGCUGUUACAAGAACUGUAUGGUCAUCAGCCUUAUUGUUUGUGUGGUCUUUAUUUAAAGUGUUACUUUGCAGAAGACUAGCAGGACUUUCAAAUCUGGAUUAUUCAGAAAUUAUGUCGCCCAUAUUCAUUGUGUUACAACUUAUUGCCAUACGUGCGUGUCAGCUACACUAA
This is a messenger RNA of Macrosiphum euphorbiae (potato aphid), 426 nucleotides long. Lineage: Eukaryota; Metazoa; Arthropoda; Insecta; Hemiptera; Aphididae. The record is from the annotation of a GenBank genome assembly.